AUGUACAAGCCACGUGUCAAAGCGCACAAGUCCAAGCAUCUCCAUCACUCCGACGGCGCGAGGGGAUGGCCCCCGGAAGAGGCCGCGGCGUCCGCCGCUACCCACUCCAGCGGAGAAUGGAGCGGAACUGCGGAGGCCGUGAGCGCCGGAGACGCGCACUUGGCGGAAGCUGUCGGCGGAAUGGGUGCGGGCGGAAUGCCGGUGAGCAGCCCGGACAUCCUGGGGAAGGGGUGCUUCAGCUGGCGCGGCGUGUUCCAUAAGGAUCACGGCGCGCGCGUGCUUAAACUAGAAGGCGGCGGUGUAGCGGAGGUGCUUGUAGUGGAUCCUGGGCGGAGAGAUGACGAGGUGAGAACGCAUUAUGGGUACACCGUGGAGGAUUUUAGUGGAAGGGGGGAGCACGCGGGGACGACGGGCGCGCACGGACAGGGGGAGGACAUGGGGGGAUACGAGCGCGGCAGUGAUAGGGUUGGGGGGAGAGGUGAGUUAAUGGCAGGGGCGGGGGGGGAGCAGGAGAGGGCGGUAGGAGCGGAGGAGCGAGGUUGUGUCGGUAUCGUGUCUUCUGCUGCUGCUGUCGUGGCGACUGAUGAAACGCUUGACCUCUCAGUGCGUACGGACGACACGGUUUCAUCCGACGCAGCAACGGUCGGCAGCGUUUCAUCUGCACGCCUGAACCCUGGCAGCGUUUCAUCCAGGCGUGCGGCGGCGGACGGAGGCGGGUGGGAUCCAGAAUCAGGUUCAAUGCGAGUGCAUCCCACAAUUGCAGCACAUGAGGUUCCACACGAGGGACGCGUGGGCGAGGGGGGCAGGGGCGAAGCAGCACGUGGGACUGGGGAGGGUGACUUGCUAGCCAAUGGGGAUGUGGCAGCAGGGAGCACUUGUGCUGCCACUGGCACUGGUGGGUAUCCGCCGCUCACCACCACUGCGCGCACUCAGGUCCUCCCUGUCGCUGUAGAUCCCUCCCUCACUUGCCCUCCCUACCCUCCCUCACUCUCUACUCACCCUGACGCAAUCGCCUCUUCCCCUCCCGCGCUCGCCUCCGCCCUCCCCCCCGCCGUCACCUCCCCCCUCCCCCCUUCUGCGCCACCCCUCUCCGCUGCUCCUUCCACCGACGCCGCCCCCUUGGGUCCUCCGCCCCCCACCUCCCCCUCCGCCACCGCCCCUUCCCUCCCCAGCCUUUCCGCCCCCCAACCUUCCGUGUCUGCUGCUUCCACCUCUUCCGCGCCCCCCCCUCGCCCCCACACCGCCGCAGCAUCCUCCCUCCCCCGCCCGCCCCACGCCCUCCCCCCCACCCCCGCCAGCCGCGGCAGCAGCAGGGAAGGGGGUCACCAGAGGGGGGCGAGAGGGGGAUGA
Messenger RNA from Closterium sp. Yama58-4, 1350 nucleotides. NCBI's taxonomy places the organism in Eukaryota, Viridiplantae, Streptophyta, Zygnematophyceae, Desmidiales, Closteriaceae. The record is from the annotation of a GenBank genome assembly.